Ylistrum balloti is the source of this 837-nucleotide messenger RNA. RefSeq lists its product as uncharacterized. The transcript has a single exon. NCBI's taxonomy places the organism in Eukaryota, Metazoa, Mollusca, Bivalvia, Pectinida, Pectinidae. The coding region runs from base 1 to 837 and encodes 278 amino acids. The record is from RefSeq and is a predicted model, not a curated record.
AUGAGUGGAAGUCUUGCAUUUAAGGAAGGGGAUGUGGAAGAAUUGAAAUGGGUUGGGAAGUCUACAGAUACUAUUUUAGGUCUGGGAAAGGCUGGGGAGUCUACAGAUACUAUUGUAGGUCUGGGAAAGGCUGGAGAGUCUACAGAUACUAUUGUAGGUCUGGGAAAGGCUGGGGAGUCUACAGAUACUAUUGUGGGUCUGGGAAAGGCUGGGGAGUCUACAGAUACUAUUGUGGGUCCAGGAAAGGCUGGAGAGUCUACAGAUACUAUUGUAGGUCUGGGAAAGGGUGGGGAGUGUACAGAUACUAUUGUAGGUCUGGGAAAGGCUGGAGAGUGUACAGAUACUAUUGUAGGUCUGGGAAAGGCUGGGGAGUCUACAGAUACUAUUGUAGGUCUGGGAAAGGCUGGGGAGUCUACAGAUACUAUUGUAGGUCUAGGAAAGGCUGGGGAGUCUACAGAUACUAUUGUAGGUCUUGGAAAGUUUGGGGAGUUUACAGAUACUAUUGUAGGUCUGGGAAAGGCUGGGGAGUCUACAGAUACUAUUGUGGGUCUGGGAAAGGCUGGGGAGUCUACAGAUACUAUUGUAGGUCUAGGAAAGGCUGGGGAGUCUACAGAUACUAUUGUAGGUCUGGGAAAGGCUUGGGAGUCUACAGAUACUAUUGUAGGUCUGGAAAAGGCUGGGGAGUCUACAGAUACUAUUGUGGGUCUGGGAAAGGCUGGGGAGUCUACAGAUACUAUUGUAGGUCUGGGAAAGGCUUGGGAGUCUACAGAUACUAUUGUAGGUCUGGGAAAGGCUGGAGAGUCUACAGAUACUAUUGUAGGUCCGGGAAAGAAGUAG